Fonsecaea pedrosoi CBS 271.37 is the source of this 1572-nucleotide messenger RNA. RefSeq lists its product as uncharacterized. The coding region runs from base 1 to 1572 and encodes 523 amino acids. The record is from RefSeq and is a predicted model, not a curated record. NCBI's taxonomy places the organism in Eukaryota, Fungi, Ascomycota, Eurotiomycetes, Chaetothyriales, Herpotrichiellaceae. The transcript has 3 exons. Gene Ontology annotation, biological process: DNA-templated transcription. Gene Ontology annotation, molecular function: DNA binding; zinc ion binding.
AUGCCCACUCUCGGCGGUGCACCCGGUUUUGAUGAAAGGGUCUCCAACAAAGACCCUCAGCCUGCAUCCUCAUCUCGAGAGUGCUGUCGUCAACACCUUCAGCUGUGGCCGCCAGGCAAUGAUCAUGAAGAGAUGUUACGGGUCCGACGCGUCCUGGAGCGCUACUUUGAACACCUCAAUCCAUAUUACUUUUGUCUUAUCGAGGUUCAGUUUUUCGCCCAGUUCGAUGAAUACCAGCGUAUUCGAAACGGCGAUGACGUGUCGAACGAUACCCUCCAAUUCGUCGCCCUUGUCUGGUCCAUCCUCGCGCAUAUGCAUGCCUUGGAAGACAAUGAUAAGAAAUCCGCCUUACACCCGGGUUGGGACGACUACCUUCAUGCGACACACUUGCUGGGCCAUACCAUGGAGUUGGGCCAUGGAGAUCUGGCCACUAUCCAGUGCCUCAUCCUUCAUGCGUGCUACCUCCUCACCGCCAGUGUUUCACAGCAUAAAGCCGCAUACAGUGUGCUCGCACAAGCCGUCCGGCUUAGCUACCAGAUAGGCCUUCACAAUCAACCGAGUUGGCGCAUGUGCAGCCCCUUCGAGGCACAUAUUCGACAGCGUGUCUUCUGGACGGUCUACAACGUCGACAGGACCAUCGCUCAGAUCUGCCUGGUGCCGUACCUUUUCCGAGACUCUGAAAUCAACGUCGACUUGCCCUUGCGGGUCGACGACAAACUACUUGGGACCAGCGAAGAGUUACCCGAAGAGUCACCGUCGUGCUCCCUUGCCUCCUACCUACAUGAAGUUGUCAGGUACUCGCGGUUGGCCUCAGAGAUAUGGGACAAGUUCACCGGCGCCAGAUCCUCCAAUCCCCGUCUCGACGAGUUUAUCGCGAUCAUGGACGCGCGCAUUCUUCACUUUCGUAGCGGGCUGCCAGCUUUUCUCCAGCUGGAGCCUGGCACGGUGGCCUUCCAAGCGGGCCUGUCCCCCCGUGCAUGCAUCAUCUGGCAAGCGUUGAUGCUUCGGCUGCUCACCAAUAACCUUCGACUAUUGCUCCGCACCAAAUGGGGAUCAGGAGCUGUGCCGGUGCUCGGGCACCAAGAGAUCUGUGUCUCCAUUUGCAGCGAGAAUGUUGACCUCUUGCACGAAGUCUACCACCUUGUCCCUCACGAGCGCUUUCACAAGUCAAUUUUUGUGACGUAUCUCGCUGGGGCGAUCAAGACGCUGGCCACGGUAGUGCUGUCGGACAAAGAACUACUCGAACUACGACGAAGAGCAGCCCCGGCAUUUCAGAAGGCCAUGGAAUUGCUAAGGCAGAUUCUACCCCGGGUUGCGACUGCUCGCGAGGUUAUGAAGAAGCUCGAACAGGUUGUCAAAGCAAGCGAAGAGCUCUUGACACGCGAGAGAUCGAUCCUGCUGACGCCACCGACGGAUACAUGGCCAGAGCAGGGUGAAGAGAUGGAUUUGGAGACCUUGCCUGAGCCGGGGGCCUUGUCUCCGGGAUUAUUCUUACUGGAUGAUCUGGACUUCAGAGCGACGAUGCAGGGUUUCUGGAUCCCUGGCGCGGAGACCCCGUCCUGGGGAACUUGA